Molecule: messenger RNA, 801 nt
Organism: Ilex paraguariensis (yerba mate)
Lineage: Eukaryota; Viridiplantae; Streptophyta; Magnoliopsida; Aquifoliales; Aquifoliaceae
Source: the annotation of a GenBank genome assembly
AUGAUGCAUCUAUAUUUGGUUGUUGCGGGGAUUGCAUUUAUUCCAAUUCAGAUGACCAUUGGUGCCAAAAAAGUAACAUAUGAAGCUCCUCCUAAUAAGAAAAAGCAGAAAAUAUUAAAUGAAGGACAAAUGGAGGCGAUAGAGCCAUCCAAAGAUGUAGAUGUAGGCAGCUUAUUUGUAGCAAGAGAACAAGGUUCUGUAACUGCUUGUACUGGUGGCCAUGGCAGAAGUGAUGGGUUGCAUGCCUAUGUUCAUUCUUUGGAUGAUGCCGUUGCUGAUAUGAAAUCACUUCUUCGGAAGGUUAUAGCUGAUAAUCCAAGGCUUCCAUGUUUUUGCUUUGGACAUUCCACUGGUGCAACCAUUGUCCUCAAGGUUGUACUUGACCCAAAGGUAGAAGCUUGCAUAGCAGGCACUAGCCCCUGUUUUUUCCUUCUUGUUGCCAAGAUACCAAUUCAGUACUGCGAACAAGAUGUUUCUCGGGGCCCAGAGGCACUCCUGGCAAAGUAUUCAGACCCCUUGGUGUACACUGGAUCCAUCAGAGUGAGAAUUGGUUAUGAGAUACUUCGAAUUGCAUCUUACUUGCAACAGAACCUGAGCAAAGUGAAAGUACGGUUCCUAGUUCUCCAUGGCUCUACUGAUACAGUAACUGAACCAGAAGCUUCUCAAAAACUCUACGAAGAGGCCUCCUCAACUGACAAAACCAUCAAACUGUAUGAAGGGUUGUUACAUGAUCUGCUCUUUGAUCCUGAACGAGGAGAAAUUUUGAAGGACAUUAUUGAAUGGUUGAAUUGUAGAACAUAA